AUGGCGGCCCAGCUCUAUCCUUACAAGCUUGUCGCCUGGCUCCUGGAACGGCUCCUCGACAAGCACGACGUCGCAGCCUUUAACCUGCAAACCAACACGCCUGUCACGCGUAUUCAGCCAUACGGAGAACGGGGUUCGUCAUCGUGGCUGGUGCACACGGAUAGGGGACAGGUGCGAACGAGGGAUGUGCUCCUCGCGACCAAUGCGUAUACCUCGCAUCUCGUACCCAAUAUGACAGGCCCCAUCACACCUGUUCGAGCGCAGGUCUGCGCGCUUGAGCCCCCCCCGGAGGCAACACAGCUCCCACAUAGCUACGUCUGGAUCAAGGGCGCCGAUCACCAGUAUUUAAUUCAAAGGGGGUCAGAAGAUGCCCAGAGCAACGAUGGCGACCACGAAGGGGCCAGCAAGUCGCAACCGGAGGACAGUUUCAUCGUAUUUGGCGGGGAGAGGCCAGCGGCGGAAGGCCGAGACGAAGGCAUAUCAUGCGACGACGAGGUUGACCCGGCCAACAAGUCCAACAAAUCGCCGGAGCCGCUUCAUACAGCUUACGAGUGGACCGGUAUCAUGAGAUACUCAAGCCACUGGGAUCCGUGGGUUGGGCGCGUGCCCGGGGGUUUGCUAGAGGACGAGUGUACCGCCCCAACCCAGGCCACCGGCACGGUUGUUCAGGGCGGGCUGUAG
Messenger RNA from Chaetomium fimeti, 681 nucleotides. RefSeq names its product FAD dependent oxidoreductase. The record is from RefSeq and is a predicted model, not a curated record. Gene Ontology annotation, molecular function: oxidoreductase activity. The coding region runs from base 1 to 681 and encodes 226 amino acids. Gene Ontology annotation, cellular component: cytoplasm. Lineage: Eukaryota; Fungi; Ascomycota; Sordariomycetes; Sordariales; Chaetomiaceae. The transcript has 2 exons.